This is a messenger RNA of Arachis duranensis, 1266 nucleotides long. Its product is annotated as protein FAR1-RELATED SEQUENCE 5-like. The transcript has a single exon. The coding region runs from base 1 to 1266 and encodes 421 amino acids. Lineage: Eukaryota; Viridiplantae; Streptophyta; Magnoliopsida; Fabales; Fabaceae. Gene Ontology annotation, molecular function: zinc ion binding; nucleic acid binding. The record is from RefSeq and is a predicted model, not a curated record.
AUGGGUGGAAAAAGUUCUAAAGCAGUAGUAAUGGAUGGAGAUCUUGCCAUGCGAGAUGCAAUCAAUAAUGUUCUUCCUGAUGCGACCCAUCAGUUAUGCGGAUGGCAUCUGCAGAGAAAUGCAUGUGAAAAUAUAAAGAAUCCGAAUUUCCUGCGCGAUUUUAAGGGUCUUAUAUACGACAACAACGACCACGGAGACUUUGAUCGGAGAUGGGCAGCAAUUUUGGAUAAAUACAACCUUGUUGGGAGUACUUGGAUGGAAAAGACAUACGAAACUCGUGCGAUGUGGUCCCAUUGUUUCCUCCGGGAUAAGUUUUUCGGCUACAUAAGGACGACGUCACAGUGCGAAUGUAUAAAUUCUCUCAUCAGGUUUUAUGUUAAUCGCAAGAACACCCUUAUUGACUUCAUGCACAACCUGGAUAGGGCCUUAAAGAAGUAUAGAAACAACGAAUUAAUAGCUGAAUUUAAAUCUCAGUGCUCAGAGCCAGUGAUGAUUACCUCGUUGGAAGUAUAUGAAAGUUCUACCUUAUGUUAUUUCACUCGAAACAUUUUUAAGGAAAUUCGUAAUGAGAUUCAGAGGGCAAGGGCUUUGAACAUCAAGGUACUAAGCACAACCUUGGACAAGAUAGAGUUCAGUGUGACUGCUCUCGGAGACCCGGCCAAAGAUCGACGGGUGGAAGUCGAUAGAAGUAAGAAUCUGUUCUCGUGCUCGUGCAAGCUGUUUGAAUCACGUGGUAUUCCCUGUAGUCAUGUUUUCUGUGCCAUGAAGUUCGAAAACAUACUUGAAUUUCCAGAUUCGUUGAUCUAUAAAAGGUGGACAAAGAAUGCAAAGAACAAAUUUAUUAGCACAGAAAUACCCGUGAAUAAUGACGUCGAAAGGGUGUUAAAGUUUCGAGUUGGUGUAUUAGCAUCGAAUUACAACAAGCUGUGUGAUAUUGCUUGCAAGGAUCUUGCAGACUUUUAUGAAGUCCAGUCUGAACUUGUGAAGUUAGUUAUCUACUUGCAGUCACGCAAACAAGGCAAGUCAACUCCUAAUGUUAACGUGGAAGGCAUCAACGAUCCCUUUGUUGUCAAAAGCAAAGGUGUCCCUUCGAAGAGGUCUUCUUGGAGGAAGAAGAGAGCAUGCUCUAAUUGCCACAAGUACGGUCAUUACUACAAGCGCUGUCCAGAUCUAACGCAGCAUAGUGUGCAAGGUAACCCUUGCGAUCGAUCAGAGACCAAUGCAUCAGCCAAGGACUCAGGUUUUAGUCCAGAAAGGUUUCCUUAA